Molecule: messenger RNA, 3865 nt
Organism: Acanthaster planci (crown-of-thorns starfish)
Lineage: Eukaryota; Metazoa; Echinodermata; Asteroidea; Valvatida; Acanthasteridae
Gene: heatr3
Product: HEAT repeat containing 3
Biological process (GO): protein import into nucleus; ribosomal large subunit biogenesis
Source: RefSeq, a predicted model, not a curated record
UAAUGGUCUUGUGGGACAAAAACCACAUGGCAGAGACUGUCGCUGAAAUGAAGUUUUGUGCAGAGCAAAAUCGCCCGGUAUUCCCCUUUUUUGGAGGCUGAUUUAGGUUGUGAGAAAUUUAUUGCUAAAGAACAGGCUUUCAAGCGUCAAAAGGACAUGGGGAAAGCGAAGCAUAAGCGCUUCCGUGCCAAGAAACAACGACCUACCGGACUGCCGUCAGUGCAAGAAGUCGAAGCAGAGGAAAGCGAGUUAGGAACGGGAAGCUAUACAGCUGUUGAAAACCAGACUCUCACGCUGCUCGAACGGCUUCAAAGCAGCUCCGAUGAGGAGAAGGUUUGCUCAUGUUCUGCCUUAGCAAAUCUUGUCCAGGAGCCAGCUGCAAGGGAUACAUUACUCCAGAAUGGCUUAGUACGAUGUCUAGGACCACUGCUCUUGGACAACCGUCCAGCAAUCAGAGAAGCAGCCACAGGAGCUCUCCGAAAUCUAAGUGCUUGCGGAGAUCAUGAAGUGUGUGAUAAAAUGGUCAGUGAUGACAUCAUGACCCCACUUGUUACACUGCUGAGCCAGUUGAGCAGUGGUAUUCCAAUUCCCUCAGGAAAGAAGCUUCCUAAGAGAGAUCCUAACCUGAAUUCCCUCCUACAAGCUCUUCACCUACUCUGGAAUCUCUGUGAGAGUAACGGAACAGCAGUUAGUAUUUUCAACCGUCAUGGCCUUGUACACAUCACACUGCAGUGCCUACAGAGCCAUGUUACCUUCCUAGAUUUAGCUCUGACAGCGGCCCACUGUUUGCAGACAGUCAGUGAAGAUAACCCUAAUGCUGGCAUAGAGCUCACCAAAUCGACAGCUUUGCCAAUUCUAGAGAGCGCCCUCAUGAGUCCUGGAGAUACAAUGCAGCAUACCCUCCUCAGAACACUGGUUGCAAGUGUGCUUCACAACAUCAAGGGUCUCCUUCCAGCGGUAUCCCAGAAUCAAACAAUUCAAGCCAUAGUCAAAGUAUUCUGUCAAUCUUUGGAUACAGACGCACAGGCCGCUGUCUCCAAGUUACUGCCAGAAAUGUCAAAGAAUGGCCAGGUUUCCAAUGGGUCAGGGUCCCCAGACCCCAAAGAUUCACUUCCAGCGGUUGAGCUUCCAAAGAACCUCUCUGAGGACUUGGCUGAGAUUGAAGCAGUUUUGACAGCCCAGCAGGUAGCCCUUGAAGUGGCCUCCAACAUGUGCUGUCUGGACGAUGAUGAAGAAGAUGACUGGGAAGAUAUUGCUUCUAGCAGCAGCAGUAGUGAUGACCUCCAAGAUGAAAUUACUGAUGCGGAUGAGGUCCCCUUCAUGUCUCCUCUUUGUCUGUCUGAUGAGAUUCACGGAGCUCUGGUCAGUCAUAAUCUUCCUCAGAAGGUCUUAGUCAAGUGUGCUUUCCCAGAUAGAGCUCUGCUACAGAGUCUAAUAGUGCACAGUGCAGGCAAGACAAUCUUCAAAGGACUGCUGCGGGUUCAGAGCCGUGCUCUGCUCUGUCUUCAGAACAUGAUAGCUGUAAUUGAUCUGGUUGCAUUAGGAGGUCCGGAAGCGUUAACACUCGUCCUGAAUAAACUUCUUAUACUUACUAUGGUGGAACCAGCGCCAACAGGAGAUGAAUUGGUAGAGGCCUUGACUAGUGCACUUCGCUCUGUGCUGCAGAAAAUGGCCAUUAACAAGCAGAUGCCUCAAGCUUUGUCAGAGCAGCAUCUGACAAGACUGUUUGGUCUGGGACAAGGAACUCAAUCAGAGCAAGUCCGAGUCAACAUCGUAGCAAUGCUGGGAAGCUUGGGCAGUUUGCUGGCUGCAAAGCCAGAAACAGAGCAGCUGUUGACGGCCGUUGGUACCCAGCUGAGUGAGGUAGCAAUGAAAGACGGUUCCCUGUGGGUCACAGCAGAGGCAUUGGAUGCCAUCUUUGACACCUUUGGUGAUGGAGCAACAGCUGAUGCUGUGGCCGUGAAAAUUGGACUGGUACCAAAGCUGAAGAUGUUAGUGCCGCAGCUGAAAGCAAGGUUAAGACAGGGUAAGAACCAACUAGGAGAGCACAUGCCAGUAGUCAUCAACGCUCGACAUAACUUGGUCCGCUUUAUCAAGUACAAGGAAAGUCACUAGAUGGGUUGAGAACACACAGCCGUCUCAGGAAAGCUCUGCCUAGUGACCUCAGGUUGGUACUGCUGAUGUCCGAUUAAACAGAAUGAACAAAAAAAACCUCAACAUGAGUUUUCUUCUCCUUAAAGACUGAAACUAGGCUGUGGGUAUGAUCUUGUCAAGUUGCUGAAUGCAGAUAUAUUGAAAACUCACAGCUACGUUAAAAAUCACAUUGGAAGACUAUUGACAUAGUUGUCAAUUGAACAGAACAGCAUUUGAUUGGGUAAUCUUUGAGAGGAUUCACAGGUGUUUGCCAACUAAACUGUCAAACUCGCUACUCCUGCAAAUCCCUUAAUUUAUUAUUAUUUAUAAACUAUUUUUGUGUGUGUUAACUCACAAAAAGGUUUAGAAUUUAGUCACCCAUCAUACACAGACCUUAGUAACUUUUUUGCAGUUAGGUUACGUUGAAUUUGUUUGGAUGAUAGAUUUUAUGAUUUCCAAGUUAUUGUAGAUUCGUUAUGAUAUUGAUCUGUGUUUUUUUUUUUAUUUUUAUGAUUGCAAAUAUAAAAACAAACUUUAUAAAGUUUGAAGUCCAUUUCUUUGAAGGUUGUGAACAGUACCUACAUGUUAUUAAAUGUGACAACCUGAUAAAAUAAGGCCAAGGGAAAUUAUAAUUGUGAAAUUUGAGCAGCCUACGCUGAGGAUUUUUGAUGAUAAAAAUUUUCAAUUUGUCAUCUAGAGGUGCCUUUAUGUCAAUUGAAUCUGAAUGUAUUUUGUUGCUAUAUCUGUUUUCUUGUCAGAAGCAUUUAAUUCGAAGGAUUCAAUUUUAUUUUGCUUUUUUCUUUUUUUUUCAUUUUGUUGUUUUACUUUGUUUUGGGGAAUGUUUGUUCUAGUAUUUUGAGGAAAAGAAUGUUCAUGCAAACAGUAUACUUAAGAAAGUCUGUUAGUCGGAUAAACAUCAAUAUUUACCCCUUUGAGUGCAUUGAUUUCUGCAAGUAUUUUGUACUUUCAAAAGUAAACAGUGUUUUUGCUUUGAUAUUACAGAAAACCUGUGUACCAUGAUUAUUUCGAUAGUUGGAGAAAUGAAGAUUGUUUUCAUUCCAACAUGUUGAUGAGUUCCAAUGGUGAAAAAUUAAUUUCUAAACAAAAAAUUAAUUUCUAAACUAAUUUUGGAGUAAUGGUCUCCUGAGACAUUUAUGCAUCACUGGCAACAAAAUGUUCUGUGUGACUUGAGUAUGGUUACAACAAUGUGAAAUCGUAGAGUGUUCAUUUUUAAUAUUGACCAUUAUGGCCAGUACGUUCCUCACAGCUCUAUUUAUUACUCUCUGUGUUUUAGGAAAGAUAUGCAUCACCGAUGAAAGUUGCCAAUAACCUAUUGUUUUUCUGUUUUGAAAGUUAAAUUAACUUGUGAAAACGGAAAUAUUUUUCAUUCAGAAUGUUGUCGUCAGGAUGUCUUUGAAUUAUAACUUUAGUCUGACCCUUUCGGUAGUGGUCUGCUUUCAAGCAUUUCUUUGGUUAGAUGGUAGUUUACCAGUCUUCAAAAGAAACUGUUAUUUAAAUACAAUUGGAAACGACCUGAUAUGAGACUCUGGUUUGGUUCAGUGCAAGAAAUGUGUUAAUGUACUCACUGCCUUCACAACAAAGUAUCCACUUGAUUGGAGGAACUUUGUUGAAAAUCUUCAGAUGUUUUUUUUUUAAUACAAUACGUAAUCAUGCUAUUAUGAACAAAAAAUGUGUACUUUAACAGAAACCAAAUAAAACUAAUGGAUAACAA